AUGUCCGGAUGGUCGCCUUUCCCUGUUCUAGAAUUCCAAGCGGUUGUGGAAAUGAAUUGCAGCAUGACUAGCAACCCAAAUUAUGCCCGCUAUUGUGCUAGCAGCACCGCAGGAUUCCAUUGGACCAUGAACCACAGCUCAGAACCUCUCGACAUCACGUUUCGGUCUCCCUUCUCUCUUACUCGACCAAGAACAGAAUUGAUUAGUAGCUCUUCGUCAGCAUCUAAGCUUUGGAUUAGACUUCUUACGUAUUCCUUCCGAGUCGUUCACUCAAUAGGAGGCAGUGUGUUCCAAUCAGGAUGCCAUCUCAUCCUCAAGUAUCCGAUGCAUCCAAGAUCAAAGCUUCAGCCUAUCAACGCUGACAAGCCGCUUCUACCCAGCAAGGCUUCACUGUCGACUGUGUACGACAUAAUGAGCCGAGAUCAUUUUGGCUACACACAAAAAUGGGUGGCAUGCCUCUGCGUCAAACAUCGUCGGACCAACUUGCUCGCUUGGACAUCUAGAAAAGCUUCUCGAACUUUAGUGCGACCAACCAACAUCGCCGUCUCGCCUCAAGCCUGGCUGGCAUUCCUGACCCUGCAGUCGAGCAACCUCCAACACCCAAGCUCUGAGUCAGGUCCCAUAAAUCGCGAGCGCACAACAUCCUGGUCACUCCGCACCGCACCCCCGCCUGCCGUUCACACCCCCACGCCGCCGUUGCCCGCAAACAUGCUCAAUACGCAUGGGACAUCAGCUGGUGAAUACGACGUUGUCGGCCGGCUUGGUGUUGACCGUCAAUGA
Molecule: messenger RNA, 780 nt
Organism: Colletotrichum lupini
Lineage: Eukaryota; Fungi; Ascomycota; Sordariomycetes; Glomerellales; Glomerellaceae
Exons: 1
Coding region: 1-780 (259 amino acids)
Source: RefSeq, a predicted model, not a curated record